GGAGGGGCGGAAGUAGCAUGGUUUCUUUCUACAACUAGGCUAAAAGUUUGAGUUACAAACAAGAAAUUUGCAUUACAUUCAAGUUUAUUAUCAGAGUCAGUCUUGGAGAAUGGACUUGCUUCAUAUUAUGGCCCGGAUUAGCACGUUUAAAUUAUAUCAGAUAGUCAUUUUGCUGUGUGCAGCUUUAGCAGUAUUUAUAUUUUAUUAUUUUGGAUCUGAAAGAGAAAACUUCACCUCUACAACUAAAAGGAUAAAGGAAAACCGAGCGAUUCAACAGGCUGAAGGGGAUGCCCGAUUUUCUGUAGAAAUUAAAGAUGCGUCUUUAAAGUCUUAUGUUAUCUCUUCUGUAGAGCAGGAAGCUAAAAAUAUCACCAAGAAAGGAGUCGCUUAUCACAUCCUCAUGAUGUUUACUAAAGUGGACAAAAAUUGGGGUCUGCAGGAGAAAUUUAAAGCAGCAAUGACGUCCAUGACAAAAUAUUGCAGACUGGAUGACAACGAAGUUUUACAUUUGCAUUUUGUAAGUGAUUCCAGAAGUAAAGAGUAUUGUGAAAGUAUCUUGGAUGGUCUACUUCAUGGAGCAUUAUUUAAAUACAAGAUUACAUUCCAUGAUGUGAAUGCACUGACUGAGAAGCUCGCUCCUAUCGUUGAAGCCAUGCAGAAACACUUCAGUUCUGGAUCUGGGACGUACUACAGUGACUCAAUUUUCUUUCUGUCAGUUGCUAUGCAUAGGAUCAUGCCAUCAGAAAUAAGCAGGAUAGUUCAGCUGGACCUGGAUGUGAAAUACAGGACCAACAUCAGAGAGCUGUUUGAGGAGUUUGACAAGUUUCCAUCUGGAGCAGUUCUUGGGAUUGCCAGAGAGAUGCAGCCUGUGUACAGGUAUGUGGAAUAA
This is a messenger RNA of Protopterus annectens (West African lungfish), 889 nucleotides long. It is a transcript of the gene XXYLT1, whose product is annotated as xyloside xylosyltransferase 1. The transcript has 3 exons. The record is from RefSeq and is a predicted model, not a curated record. The coding region runs from base 110 to 889 and encodes 259 amino acids. Gene Ontology annotation, molecular function: UDP-xylosyltransferase activity. Lineage: Eukaryota; Metazoa; Chordata; Ceratodontiformes; Protopteridae.